This is a messenger RNA of Geodia barretti, 1207 nucleotides long. NCBI's taxonomy places the organism in Eukaryota, Metazoa, Porifera, Demospongiae, Tetractinellida, Geodiidae. The record is from the annotation of a GenBank genome assembly.
GGGCGGACUAUAAAUUAUAGCUCAGCUAGCUAGCUAAGCUAUAUGGAGCGGGGAGGUGAUGGGAUUGUUUGAUGUAGCUUUAUUCUUCACGUUAGGAAUCAUACAACUAGGACUAUUUUUACUAUGGGGGAAGAUAAAGAAGAAAAUCAAGUCGAUUGUAAGCAGCGACAACGUCCGGUUAGAGACAACCCUGCAUGUCCCGAGAGGACGGUGAGUCGGUGAUCUUGCAAUACAUUUUUCUGCAGUGAUGACACACCAACACAAGUUCGGUUACUCUGGAGCUUCCAUGGAGAUCACCCCAUUGGAAUGAAGGACGAUGGAACGUUAUACCUUCCUCGAAGAGGAGCAGGGCCAUGGAGACGCUAUUACACACACACAACUAAUGUGUACAAGUUCAGCACCAUCGUAAACAACAAGGAGUACUACCUGGUGAAGCAGAACGGCUCCAAUCGAGUUUGUGGAAAGACACAUUUCUUCCGGGCAAUGAUUGUUGGCUUCAGCGUUCCAUUCAUGCGUAAUAAUAAUAUUUCUACUCCAAUUCUGGGAAGAUGGUGGCGAUAGUGAUGAUGGCAAGUUCUUAAUAAUUGAUCCUGCUGCCACACCUGAAGAUAAGUUCAAGCUAGGGGAUUACACGUUAGCAAAGACAAAUGGUAUGUUUGUAUACUGAUGUUUUAUUAAUGAAGAUUUGGAGAUAGUGCUGCUUUUGAAAACUGCAUGGUGUGUAACGGCAGCCAGAAACUGCUGUCAAGGUGUUCCAAUAAAGAUUGUCAGUGAGGUUGACUUCAAGACUUCUAUCCAUUAGAGUUGGUCAACCGCUCAAACACUCGAGGAUCAUUUUCUCUUCCCCAGCUGAACGGCCAAGCAACUCUGGAAAAUUGUGUUAUUCAUGUUUGGGACAGAGCUUGCAUGCAACUGGCAAACCCUAUUUGUGUACUAUAAUAAAGGCAGGAUAUUUCAUAUCCUUUGGACCCAGUUUAAGGGGAAUUCGUCCUGCCUUAUCCUGGUGUCAAUGAAUGGGGAGGAUCCCUGGGUAUUAUGCUUCAUAGUAGCUCUGAUCACUAUAAUUAUGAAUCAGCAAAAAAUAUGUAUUUAAGUGAAACUUGAUGUGUGUGUUUUGAGUGCACUGUUUCAGUACUGCAAGCGUUGGAUUAAGUCUCUGAAAUCUCUGAAUCUUCCGUUGUAUCGAAUGGCGUUCUCCAAUAAAGUG